AUGAACCACCAAAUACAAACACAACCACAACCGCCACCGCCACCGCCAUCUUCACCACCACCACCACGCCAGGCACAGCGGAGCGAGCGAUGGGGUCCCGAAAUAUAUGUCCACCUGGAGUUUCGGGUCUCCUGGGGCAGGAAACAGCAGUCGCCAAAGAGUCACCAGGUCACUUACAGGUCCCGCGGCACACGGGAGAGGUCAACCGUGUUCCCACGCCAGGUCCCGGCACCCAACACCAACUACCUUGCUGCCAUUCAUACGUUUGAUCAGAGGCAAACAAGGCUGCGCGAGAUGCGACAACGGUAUGCCAACACCAGGAAUCACCAAAUGCAGGAGUACUACCAGGGAUACCCAGCACAACAAGGUGCUCAUCUCCAGUUACCAGUGGUCCGGGAGCCGGACCGACCAACGAGGGCUGACGCCCGCCCAUCUUCACACGAGCGAGGGCGCUCAGCCCCGCCUCCAAUCGGUGAGAAUCCCUGGGACGUCAGUGUGCCUCCGUUCCAGACCCGGCAUUCCGACAUGGCGACGCUCAACCGGCCCGCCAUGGAGAUCAAGCGGAAGCCCCUGCCCGCACCACCAUCCCAGUUCCGCCUAGGCGAGGGACGACAUCCGUGGUCAACUUGGUCCCUACCCGACGGCUUCGAUCCAGACGCCCUUCCCCAAGACGACGACGACAACAACGAAAAUAACAACAACAACAACAACAACGACGAUGACGACGAUGACGACGAAUACGAAGACAUGCUCGUCCACUCAGCAGCAUCGCCAGGCGGCGGCAACAGAAACUCCGCCACCUACGCCACCAACCCAACCAUGGUGUCCACCUUCUCCCCCGAACCCCCAGCCACCACCACCACCUCCUCUUCUUCCCCACUACGAGCCCGCGACCUGGAGACAGGCCGCGCCAAAGAGCUCGGCGCGCUGUCAGCCGCCAUGAUGACGGUCGACAACGGGUUCGAGAGCCAGUGGUGGUACCAGGGCCAGCGCGAGACGCAUCAUGAACACCACCCCGCACCGUUCACGCCGGACGAGAGCCCCGUUAUCCACCAUCACAGCCACCACCACCACUACCGCCGGUUGUCGGACCGGGACCACCACCCCAUGUCGGCCCUCUCGGAAACGUAUGCCUCGAGCUUCAUCAUGCCGCCUGAGACGCCCGUGCCGAUGGCCGCGGGCGUGGUCUCCCCCAUGACGGAAGCGGCGUUGAGCCCCGCCGCGCCGCGGAGUAUGUCGACGAGGUCGGAGGAGUUGUGGUUUCGGGAGGGGGGUCGGUAGGAACUAUCACGAUGUUGGGUGGGAGUCAUGUUAUCCUCUUUUUGAGGCGGGGCGUCUUGGAUGGCGGGGUGGGUGGGUUGGCGCUUUUGUUGGGUCUGGCGGGAUGAUAUCCACGUGUUGAGGCGGCGGCGAGGCGUGUGUUCUACUGGCAAUGAUGGGUCGGUUUCUACGACUGUGGAAUGGCUUUUCAUCUUUGCAUCUAAGCCGGUCUGGUCUAUGGAGUUUGAGGUUUGAAUUGCGCAUCUUUCAGGGUUGGAGGGUAUUCACCCAAAAGGCUCAUGAUGUAUAUAUACACUCUGAUGCCCAGGUUCUGGGCGUGAUACUCCAAGGCGUGGUAUACCCGUCCGCUGGGGAUGUAAUGAAUGAUACCAGUCCUUUCUCUUGCAG
Molecule: messenger RNA, 1668 nt
Organism: Parathielavia appendiculata
Lineage: Eukaryota; Fungi; Ascomycota; Sordariomycetes; Sordariales; Chaetomiaceae
Exons: 3
Coding region: 1-1281 (426 amino acids)
Source: RefSeq, a predicted model, not a curated record